Molecule: messenger RNA, 768 nt
Organism: Anoplopoma fimbria (sablefish)
Lineage: Eukaryota; Metazoa; Chordata; Actinopteri; Perciformes; Anoplopomatidae
Product: vitelline membrane outer layer protein 1 homolog
Exons: 4
Coding region: 49-681 (210 amino acids)
Source: RefSeq, a predicted model, not a curated record
AACCCUCGGUGCUUGUUAGCUGGCAUUUCAGAGUGAAACACCGUCAACAUGGCAAAUCUCUUCACUGCUGUGGCCGUGCUGGCCGUGCUCUCCGGCGGGUUAUGUGAGGAGAAAGUGUUUAUGCAGCGAGCAGGUGCGGCCUUCAGCAGCCGACAGUACAGAUCUCUGCUCACUGUGAGCAACGGAGAGCAGUUUGGGAACUGGACCUGGCCCGAGAUGUGUCCUGACACGUUCUUUGCUGUCGGCUUCAGCAUCAGGGUGGAGUCAAACCAGUACGGGGGGGACGACACAGCUCUCAAUGGAAUCCGCCUCAUCUGUGCCAAAGAUGAGGACCGAAGCUUCCUGUACUCUGUUGAAUCCCACACGGGCUAUUUCGGUGACUGGUCCCAGCCCCAGUACUGCCCCAAUGGCAUCCUCACCUCGUUCCAGAUCAACGUGGAGCCCCAUCAGGGUCUGUUCGGAGACGACACGGCCGUCAACAACAUCAAGUUCCGCUGCAGCAGCAACCCGACGCUGGAGGGGCCCGGCACCAGCUGGGGGGAGUACGGCUUCUGGAGCCAGGAGUGUGUCGGUGGAGGAAUCUGUGGCAUCGAGACCAAGGUGGAAGAAUACCAGUACGCCCUGGACGACUCCAGCCUCAAUGAUGUGCGCUUCCAUUGCUGUGCCAAGCCUCCGCAGUAAUCGGCAGGAAAACAUCAAUCAGAUGAUUCAGUCCGUCUCCAUCGUCCUCGAAGCUGGCAGAUAAUAAAAUGCUCGUUUGAACGGCUG